AAGCUCGGUGCGGACCGGGGCCCCCCGCGGGCCCGGCGGCGGCCCCUCCUCCCGCCGCUCCGCGCGUCCCUCCCCGCGGGUUUGUGGCGCUGUGCCGGGGGAGGAUGAACGGAGGAUAAAUGGUGCCCAAGGCGGACAGCGGCACCUUCCUCCUCCUCUUCCUCCUGGUGCUGAGCAUCACCGAGCCGCUGCGGCCAGAGCUCCGCUGCACCCCAGGGCAGUUUGCGUGUCGGAGUGGUACCAUUCAGUGCAUCCCUUCAAACUGGCAGUGUGAUGGAUGGCCCACCUGCGAGGACGAGAGCGAUGAAGUUGACUGUCCAGGUUUGACAGGGGACCAGCGAACUUACCAUGGGAAGGAGAAUGUGGACUCGAGGCACAAUCGAGGGAGAGGAGGAGAGACCACCCGCUUCCACACGGUCAACGUGGCACAGCCUGUCCGCUUUAGCAGUUUCCUAGGAAAGUGCCCAACAGGAUGGCACCACUAUGAGGGCACAGCCAGCUGCUACAGGGUGUAUCUAAAUGGGGAGAACUACUGGGACGCUGUGCAGACAUGUCAGCGGGUGAACGGAUCCCUCGCCACCUUCACUGCAGACCAGGAGCUGAGGUUCAUCCUGGCACAGGAGUGGGACUUGGAAGAAAAAACAUUUGUAAGGAAGGACCAGCAUAGGUUCUGGGUGGGAUAUCAGUACGUGAUCACCAAUCGAAAUCACUCUCUGGAAGGUCACUGGGAAGUAGCUUAUAAAGGCUCUUCAGAAGUGUUUUUACCCCCUGACCCUAUCUUUGGUACGGCUAUGUGUGAAAAGGAAAACGUUCUUUGUGCCCAGCUCCAGUGUUUCCAUUUUCCUACCCUCCGGCACCACGGUUUACACAGCUGGUAUGCUGAAAACUGCUAUGAGAAAUCUUCAUUCCUCUGCAAAAGGAGCCAGACUUGUGUUGAUAUCAAAGACAACAUUGUCGAUGAAGGCUAUUAUUUCACUCCCAAAGGGAAUGAUCCCUGUCUGAGCUGCACCUGUCACAAUGGUGAACCUGAGAUGUGCGUGGCUGCUCUGUGUGAGCGGCCCCAGGGCUGUCAGCAGUAUCGCAAGGACCCCAAGGAGUGCUGCAAAUUUACCUGCCUAGACCCAGAUGGUAACAGCCUGUUUGACUCGAUGGCCGGUGGAAUGCGCCUGAUCGUGAGCUGCAUCUCCUCCUUCCUCAUCCUCUCUCUGCUGCUCUUCAUGGUCCAUCGGCUGCGCCAGAGGCGGAGAGAGCGCAUUGAGUCUUUGAUUGGAGCAAAUUUGCACCAUUUCAACUUGGGCCGCAGGAUGCCUGGUUUUGAUUACGGUCCCGAUGGUUUUGGAACUGGCCUUACUCCACUGCAUCUUUCAGAUGAUGGGGAGGGUGGAGCAUUUCAUUUUCAUGAUCCCCCUCCACCCUAUACUGCUUACAAGUACCCAGAUAUUCAACAUCCUGAUGACCCACCUCCUCCUUAUGAGGCUUCUGUCAAUCCAGACAGCAUCCUUUGUUCCACUCCAGAUGGAGUUCUUUCUCAGGCUGUGCAAAGCAGUCCUCCAUCACUAGGAAACUGUGAUGUAUCCCCACAGCUUACAGAGGGCUCGCUUCCUCCCUCAGUUGGUCCUUCUCCAGUGGAGCUGGAAGACUCUGCUGACAGCAGCACCUUUCUUGUCCCUCCUGACACACCCGUAAAUGAAAACACCCCAGCAGAAACUUUGACAGGCAGCCGCCACAGCCACUGUUCCCUCAACACCAUUGUAUAAAGGAGUGAAAAGCCCAGCACCGCUCGGAGUUCUAGCAACUGUUUGCACAAACACUAAUCCGUGGCUUGAACUUCAGAAGGAAUCUCCACUUUGUUUUUCAAACACUGCUUUUAUGUUCUAGAUUAGGAUUGUGCCUCGCGUUUUUUUGGCUGUCGUUAUUCAUUCACUAAUCAAUUUGUCCUGUAAAUAUGGAUUGUACAACUGCUCCUUUUUUCCAUUGGCAGUGGAAAGGAGAGCAGAAAAUUCCUUUGACUUCUGAGGAGGUGAGAAGUAUGGGUAGUUUGGGUUGUUUUUUUUUCCCUUAACCUGAGAGGAAUCAAAGUCUACAUCAGAAAAAAGCUGCUUGGAUUUGGCUGGAUACCACUGGACCGAGGAAACUGACAAUGGAAAAGAAGGGUGGGGGCAAUCACUGUUCAAGCAGAGAAGAUGGAGCUGCAGGGGAGGGAGUUGGGGGCCUGUUUUAUGGAGUGGGACACUUUCCAUCAAGAGUUAACACUGUGUAAAACACUUGGGGUGUUGAUCUGCCUUGAUCAGAACACCAGAGGAACUGGAGGAGGAAUGGUCCACGCAAUGUGUGACAAGUGGGUACUGAGAAAACCAGGAUUUGCAAUUACAGUUAUUUGUUGUCGGUAGCUGCAAAACCUCGUAUUGUUGGAUAAGCUUCUGGCCCACGGAGAAAACUGGGUCUGUGUGAUGUCCCUUUGGUAGAACCCCUCACGUGUGUUAGGAAGUAUUUUAGGGAAGGGAUGGGGAGCAAUUAACUUUAAUGCAGCCUGAGUUCACUGUAUGAAGCCCCUGUUUGUUCUAAUCCCAUAAGGAAGAUUGAGGUAUUUUCUUUCUAGUUUAACUUCUUUACGGUGAACGGUUGCACAAAACUGGCCUGGAUAAAAGACCACUGUUCUUGCUUUUCUUAUUGCAUGCUAUAUUUAGCAUGUGUGUUCCCUCCUCUUCAUUUCACUUCUUUGCAGUUCUACAAAUGCCACUUAAAAAUGGUUAUCAACAUGUACUUUGGGUGAUGUUUAAUUCUAAUUGGACACCUGUUCCUUAUCUCAGACCCAUAAAUAGCCAACCCUGUUCUAGAGAUUUCCCUUGUGCCCCCCAAACCAUUUAUCCAGGUCCCAGGAGGGGUUGUAAUGAGGUUAGUGUACUUAAAUCAAUAAGGCAGUUUGCUUCAGUCUGGUAUGUCAUCUUAAAUUUCCCCCUCGUAUUGAACUCUUUAAGCUAAGUUAAUUUACAGAUGGCAGAGAUUCAUUCAAUCCCUCACGAAACCCAAAGUCAAGCACUGUUGGUUUUGAUAAUGAAUACGAAAUAAUCUUUACAGGCAAUUUUAAAUUUUAGUUUGGAUUUCAGUGUACAAAUAAUUUACCCUUUUCUCCCAUCCUCCCAUUGCCUGUGCUUCUCCUAGACUUACUGUAGCAGUCAGCAGAUGAGAUGAAUUUUAAGGAAUUUGUAAAGAAUGCCUCUUGUGAGUGGUCUCCUGUUACCUUAUGAAGGGCAGAAGCCUAGAAGGACAGGAAGAAAACACCACAUGGGGGUGUGUACGUGAUCUAUUUUUCUAGUAAUGAUGAGAAAUCAUACUUGUAUGACAAAUCCUAACCCGCUGUUGUGGUUUCCCAGUGCAGCUGACUCUUUCCCCAUGGAAUAUGCUGCUACUUUCUAUUCCCUGUCUUGCCUAUAGGCUCAUACUGUACUUGGGGAUUGGUCUUGACAAUUCAACUCGUUUUGCACGGAAAGCCGUGAGUUUGGUUAUCGGGGUCGUAUCUGGUGUCUCGACAUGCAGACACUUUGCAGACAGCCCUGACUCCAUCGGAGAGCGUGCAUCACAGUUCUGGGGAGCGCUGCUGGCACACGAGUGGGAGAAGCCUCUCCGCCUGGAGCCAUUCCACCGCCCUGUCCUGCUCUCUGCCGUGCCUGGCUCCAGCAGCAGCGGUACAAAACAAGAGGAGCAGUUCUCCACCCUGUGGGAUCCCUGACCGAGUCCUCCUCCGAGUUCCAAGUCCUGGUCUAAUGAAGUGGAUGGAUAGCAGUAGUCAGAACCAUGCGUACAAAUUACUGAGCAUUUCUGAAGUAUGAAAAUAAAGCGGGUUUUGUGCGUUUUUGAGCACAUUCAUA
Molecule: messenger RNA, 3869 nt
Organism: Hirundo rustica (Barn swallow)
Lineage: Eukaryota; Metazoa; Chordata; Aves; Passeriformes; Hirundinidae
Gene: DGCR2
Product: DiGeorge syndrome critical region gene 2
Exons: 10
Coding region: 120-1757 (545 amino acids)
Cellular component (GO): membrane
Molecular function (GO): protein binding
Source: RefSeq, a predicted model, not a curated record